Molecule: messenger RNA, 686 nt
Organism: Nannospalax galili (Upper Galilee mountains blind mole rat)
Lineage: Eukaryota; Metazoa; Chordata; Mammalia; Rodentia; Spalacidae
Gene: Psenen
Product: presenilin enhancer, gamma-secretase subunit
Exons: 4
Coding region: 245-550 (101 amino acids)
Biological process (GO): Notch receptor processing
Cellular component (GO): gamma-secretase complex
Source: RefSeq, a predicted model, not a curated record
ACCUCGCCAAAAAGAGAAAAAAAAAAAGACUACAAACUCCACAGAAACUUGCGGCAUCACGCGCAAACGUCCCUAGAUACAAAAUAGCCAAGAUAUCCGAAGCAGACGGGAUAAGCUCCACUGGUGAUUUGGGAGGGUCGUUUCCCGCCCUAAUUAAUUUUGUCGUAACAGGGGCGUGUUGUUCGUGGUCCUGCAUCUGUCAUCUACGUAGGUCUUGCUCGGCAGACCCGGGUCUAGCGCAACUAUGAACUUGGAGCGGGUGUCCAAUGAGGAGAAGCUGAACCUGUGCCGGAAGUACUACCUGGGUGGAUUUGCGUUCCUGCCUUUUCUCUGGUUGGUCAACAUUUUCUGGUUCUUCAGAGAGGCCUUCCUUGCCCCUGCCUACACGGAACAGAGCCAAAUCAAAGGCUAUGUCUGGCGUUCAGCUGUGGGCUUCCUCUUCUGGGUGAUUGUCCUCACCACCUGGAUCACCAUCUUCCAGAUCUACCGGCCCCGCUGGGGUGCCCUUGGGGACUACCUCUCUUUCACCAUACCCCUGGGCACUCCCUGACAACUUCUUCACAGGCUGGUGACACUGACACACUCUUUCUCCCAGGAUGGGCUUCUCUACUCUAAGCUUGCUCUCAAACCCUGAAGACUGUCCCCCAUUUCCCAUCUGCCCCAAUAAAAGACCUUUUCAGUACUGA